This is a messenger RNA of Anopheles marshallii, 1122 nucleotides long. RefSeq names its product transmembrane protein 120 homolog. Gene Ontology annotation, cellular component: membrane. The record is from RefSeq and is a predicted model, not a curated record. The transcript is spliced from 7 exons. Lineage: Eukaryota; Metazoa; Arthropoda; Insecta; Diptera; Culicidae. The coding region runs from base 1 to 1122 and encodes 373 amino acids.
AUGUCGGGGUUGGUGGACGUCGAAGAGCUGGAGCGAGAUUGGUCCGAACUUUCGGACGAAUUUCGGAGCCUGGAGGCAGCUAAUCAAUCAUACCAGGAGCUGCACGAACGGCUGGAAGAAAUGCAGGAAAAAUGCACAAAACAAAUUCAACACCAGCGCUACCGGAUGCGGCAAAUAUCCAAACAUCUUAAAACGUACUUGACCAAGGAGAGGCUAACGCAUACGAAUAAGGAAAAGUUGACGCAGCUCGAUAAAAGUAUCAUGAAGCGAAAAGCACAGAUACACGAGAUCGAACAAGGCUUGCCGCAACAGAAUAGUCGAUACUUAAAGAUUAUUCUAGGUGACGUGAACGUAUCGAUACUGAACCGGAACGAUAAAAUUCGUUAUAAGGAUGAGUAUGAAAAGUUCAAGCUGAUCUUGAACGUCAUUGGAUUGCUGCUCUCGUUUUUAAAUAUCCUGUACAAUUAUCGUGCUUUGGAACUUGUGUUUCUGUUUCUGUUGGUCUGGUAUUAUUGUACCCUUACCAUACGAGAAUCGAUCUUGAAGGUAAAUGGCUCGCGUAUAAAGGGCUGGUGGCGCCUGCACCAUUUCAUUUCUACCGUCUGUGCCGGUGUGCUGCUCGUGUGGCCCCAAGGCGAACCAUGGCAACUCUUCCGGAACCAGUUUAUGUACUUUAACGUGUACAUCAGUCUGGUCCAGUAUAUGCAGUUCCGCUACCAAAAGGGUGUGCUGUAUCGACUCAAAGCGCUCGGUGAACGGCACAACAUGGACAUCACCAUCGAGGGUUUCCAUUCGUGGAUGUGGCGCGGGCUCAAAUUUCUCUUUCCAUUCCUGUUUGUAGGCUAUCUGUUUCAGUUCUACAAUGCCUUUACGCUGUACCAGCUUACCGAGCAUCCGGACGCGACCUGGCAGAUACCUGUUUUGAGCAUUUUGUUCCUCAUUCUGUUUGUCGGUAACAGUCUAACGACGCUGCUUGUUAUACUGCAAAAGCAAACCGAACACACCGAGAAUCGAUAUCGAUUGAUGAGUCUGAUCGCUUCUAAAAGACAAAAAACGGUACGGCAACCAUCAAACAGCGAUGCGGGUGAUGGCACUAAUGUAGAUUCACCAAAAUCGAAGUAA